GGGGAAAAAGGCCCCCUCCUCCACUGCAUCAUAAUCAGAGGGACCAUUUGUUAUGCCACUGGUUGUGGGCUGGUUGGCGUGCUGGUAGGGGAGCUACUGCAGGUUUACUCUCGGAUUAUAUUCUACUAGACCCUAAACCAGCUGAAAUCCUGAUGGACUUCAACUGACUUUUUAAGCCGGAGGGCUGAUUCCAAAAUCUGACUAACUAAGGAUGACCAAAAUGGUUAACACUUAGUUCCCCCGGAGUGAUUCUCCCCACAAUACAUUUCACUGCAACUUUUUGUACAUUACUAUAUUCCCAUUAACAAGCUGGGUUUUACUGUGAUUUCAUAACAUUCUCCUUAUCUAUAGGUUGUGACUCAAAGGUUGUCAAAUGUCUCAUGAUGUUACCUGCACUUGAACAUCGGCCGAAUCCUCAAAGCAAUCGGAUUGAUCAGCUGAAGGAUCAGCUUGAUUUUGCGUCCAGAGAUAUACAAGAAGAACGACGUGAACGUCUACGUAUGCGCGAACAACUCAGUAUUCAGAAUGAGAUAAUCAAUAAACUGUACACACGUUUAAAUCAGCUUGAAGAAGAGCAGGCCGACUCCAGUAAAGUUGUUAACAGUAUCCUACAGAGUUCUCUUUUGCAACAACAAAUUGAAACAAGAAAACAAACAAAGUUAGAGAAAAUUGCUGAUGUUGACAAAAUCAAAGAUAAGUUCAAACAGCUCAGUACCUCAACAAGGGAAGAAACAGAACAAAUUAAGAAACUUUCAAAUGAUACCCACAGUACCUUGUUGAAUGUACAGGAGUACCUAUCAGCUCUGCAUCAAACGGAGCAGAACAACGGUACUCGAGUCACUACACUGGAAACCAACACAAACGCUGCCAUGGAAUGCAUUAAAUCACUGCAAAGUGCCACAACACGGCUACAAAACAAGAUCUCCAGUGUAGAGUCAGUGACCAGUGAACGAGACCAAGAAGUUGCUGGAUCUUUACAAGAUAUCGCUAAUUGUGCGACUGAGGCUAAGACAGACCGGGCCCAGCUUUACGACCUUAUUAAUAACAGCUCAUUAAAAUUGAGUCAAAUGAAACAAGGUUUGGAUGGAAAGAUACAGAAAAGUCGGCAGGAAAUCGAGCUUGGAAGAGAACAGAAAGACAGAGAAAUAACGCAGUCCCUGGAAGAGUUAACGCAGUGCUACCGGAAUGUAGAUACUAAAAUAGCUGACGAGAUUGCCCUCUCAUUCCACGACACAAAGAUACUAAUAACAGCCCUACAGUCGAGUAUUGUAAAAGAGAAGAGUUCUCGACUGGAUUGGGAGCAGAAGUUACGACGUGACACUGCCAACGUUCUCAACAACUUGCGCCAAAACUUGCGCGACCAAAUGGGCCAAUAUAUUUCAGUAUAUGAAGAGAAUAAAGAAAAAGUUGACGCGAGUAUAAAACAACUGUACAAGAGUAUUAAACUGAUCGAACAGUCGGGAGAUGCAACAAAACACGGCAUUGAGCACAUUUUACAGGCUGAAAUAAAAACCAGAGUCAGUAAGUUCAAGGAGCUGGAGGAACACUUGAACACAGUACGUUCAGCUUUAGGAGCUUUGGAUGACAGAAGGGAAGAAGACGCUAAACGAGUAAAAGACGAAAUGUUGUCGAAGAUUGAGGAAUUCGACCGCUCUGCCCGCGAGGAAAUUAAGUCACUGUCAGACACUGUCGGUGGGCUUCAAGAUUCUGCCUCUUCGCAGAUUGUAAAAGUAGAGGAAGAGAUGAAUGUUAGAAUAACUAAUAUGGAGGUCAGCUUCUCUGAACAACUCGCAAAAGAGAUUCAGGAGACACAAGAACAGAUUGAGGUUGUUACAGUAACUGUGGUUGAAGACAGGGCCAGGAAGUUGGAGGAGAGAGUGGAGUUACUUAACAACAACUACGACACUUUGGAGACAGUCCUUCGUGCCGAGUGUGAUAACAGGAAAAGUGAUCUAAGCACGAUACACGCUGAGAUCGCAGUCAAACAAGACAAACUAUCCCACGAGAAAGAGAUGAACACUAUUCGCAGCGAACUCUCAAGCUCUAACAAUAAUGUAUAUGAGGUCGAAGAGAAGAUGACAAUUAUUGAGGCUAAUUGCGAGGAAUCUUUGAAAAAUCUGAGCGAUCAGGUGGAAGCUAUCCAAAACCAGUUGAAAGAGUUAACAGAUUCAACAGUUGGAGAUCAGAUCGCCACUCUCAUUGACGAAGUUGAAGGUGCCAAGGAUCUUAUCAAUAAACUACAGAAAUCCAAAACCCCGAAUCACCAGUCUCCAAAACCAGCGGCCGGUCCGCCUUUAAAAUCACCGGAAAACAGUCCCUCAAUUCAGCCCAAAUUACCGAUAAUUACACCUCCCAGCCCACCCAAACCUGCUGAAACACCUGAUAAUAACUCCGUAAUACUUAUUCCAGAGCAGCUUUAGAAUUUUAAGCGAACUUCUUUAUUCGAUCAAGUAGAUUGUAUUUUGUAGAUAAUUUAUUAAUCAUGAGGUAGGGUAGAUCCUUGACAGAUUUCGUAGAACUGAACAUACGGCCAAGUAUGUUUUUAAUUAUUAGAGCUACGUUUUUGACAUCCGUUGUCAUCGAAGGAAAUAAUUUUAGAGCCUCUAGAUUGUUUGUAAUCGAUUUUUUCUUUUUAGUUUAAUUUUUACUUUUAGCGAGCGGUCGCUGAUCUGUAUUCUUAUUCAAUGAAUUUAUACUAGUACUAGUACUAUAGUGUUGUUACAUCGUUAAAACUUAUAUUUAUUUCAGUCACUGUCAGUUUAUUAGUCACUACCAAUUAUUAUGUAUUAUGACUAAACUUUUUUGUUGAAAUUAUUUCAACUUUAGUCUUAAUAGCUUAAUGUAGAUGAUAAGAUUUUAUUUCAGACUGUAAAUAUAUAUCGUGUGUAACAUUAUUGUAGUCCCAGCAUGUUACUCAUCAUCAGAUUUUAUCAAUGUGAUUGUGCAAUGUACAAUGUACAAACCAAUUUUAUUUCAGAUUCUGAAAAGAAA
This is a messenger RNA of Bolinopsis microptera, 2991 nucleotides long. Its product is annotated as putative leucine-rich repeat-containing protein DDB_G0290503. NCBI's taxonomy places the organism in Eukaryota, Metazoa, Ctenophora, Tentaculata, Lobata, Bolinopsidae. Bases 381 to 2420 code for a protein of 679 amino acids. The record is from RefSeq and is a predicted model, not a curated record. The transcript is spliced from 17 exons.